Manihot esculenta (cassava) is the source of this 1401-nucleotide messenger RNA. RefSeq names its product fruit bromelain. The coding region runs from base 1 to 1401 and encodes 466 amino acids. Gene Ontology annotation, molecular function: cysteine-type endopeptidase activity. Lineage: Eukaryota; Viridiplantae; Streptophyta; Magnoliopsida; Malpighiales; Euphorbiaceae. The record is from RefSeq and is a predicted model, not a curated record. The transcript has 4 exons. Gene Ontology annotation, cellular component: lysosome.
AUGGCAGCCUUUUCCCACAGAAAUUCUGUUUGGUCCAAAUUGAAAUGGAUUUCUUCAGGAUUUUCUGAUAUCUCUAGAUAUUGUAUCCUGAAUCUGCAUACUUGGAUUUCAACAGGAAUGACUGUCUUGGCCUCGUAUACUAGAGAAAAGGGCGUUUCUCCUGUAACUGUUCAAAGGCUGGUUCUGUAUGCCCAUAGUAUAUGGGGUGUAUUUGAUGGAAAAUUACCAAAUGGACGACCAUCUUAUACCAUUGAUAACACAAAUCAUGUUGUAUUAGUGAUUGGUUAUGGUACUGAUCUUUAUGGAAGGGACUAUUUUCUCAUCAAGAAUUCGUGGGGAACCCAAUGGGGAGAUGGAGGAUAUGCAAAAUUGUUAAGGGUGGGUGGAGCUGCUCUUUGGGCUAAUGUAGCUAUCUCUCGUGAGCUCCACCAUCACUCUCGACUGCCCACCAUGAUGGAGAAGUAUAAACAGUGGAUGGCAAGAUAUGGAAGGGUUUAUAAAGAUUUUUCUGAGCAACAGAAACGGUUUCAGAUAUUCAAGUAUAAUGUUGCUUUGGUAGAAGCCUUCAAUGCCGUAGGAAACAAAUCCUUUAAUGUAAGCAUUAAUCAAUUUGCAGAUCUAACCCAAGAAGAGUUUAGAAAAUACUAUCUUGGGGCUGAACCUCCUUCUCAAUCCAGUUUAAGAAAUAUUCAAACUUUGAAUUAUGAAAACACGAUUGAAUUGCCUCCUUCAAUAAAUUGGAAAACUGCUAGAGCUGUUACGGGCAUCAAGGACCAAGGCCAAUGUGGAAGUUGCUGGGCUUUUGCAGUAGUGGCAGCCGUUGAAUCUGCAUAUAAAAUAAAAUAUGGACGAUUGAUAGCUUUAUCAGAGCAACAACUUUUAGACUGUGUUUCACCUGGAUCUUUAAAUAAUGAUUAUUGUGGUUAUGGUAAACCGUUGCAUGCCUAUAGCUAUAUAAUGGCUAAUGGUGGCUUGACUACAGAAGACAAUUAUCCAUAUCACAAAGAAAAGGGCUACUGUGCAAAUUGGCGUGCAUAUCAAAUUGCAGUUGAAAUACAAAACUAUUAUAGUAUUCCAUCUUAUUCAGAGGCCACAAUUAUGCAAGCACUAGUGCAACAGCCCGUGGUUGUAAUUAUUGAUGGGUAUAAUUCUGGUUUUAUGUUAUACGGUGGAGGUGUAUUUGAUGGAAAAUUACCAAAUGGACGACAAUCUUGUACCACUAACACAAAUCAUGUUGUAUUAGUGAUUGGUUAUGGUACUGAUCCUUAUGGAAGGGACUAUUUUCUCAUCAAGAAUUCGUGGGGAACCCAAUGGGGAGAAGGAGGAUAUGCAAGAUUGUUAAGGGUGGGUGGAGCCGGCAUUUGUGGAAUAACAAACUGGCCCAGUAUUCCUUUAGUUUAA